AUGCCUGGCAUGUUAGAUGGUGACCAAGCGAACAUGUCUUUGUUGUUCUGGAGGAAGGUUGUAAGCUCCACAUUCUCUUCUAGGCUUAGGCGCGAGCUGAUCCGUGCUUUUCUUUCUGGCUUAUCAAGAUCAAUGGACUUGGGAGAUAACAGUGGCCUGUUUAAUCUUUAUCUUCUUUUCCUUGUUGGUCAGUCUAGAUUCCUCGGAGUGAGUCAGGAUCGUGUUAAUCUUUAUGACCUUCUGUGGGGGCUCCUUGACGGCAUCGCUACCCUCAAUUUGCUGGAUGGCUUUCUUCGCCACGAACUUAAUGCAGGGGCCUUCUCUUACGAUCUUUUCGAGGUGUAUCUUCCGAGAUCGGCAAUUGGCUGUGUCAUGCCCAUGUGUUCCAUGGAAGGCACAAUACUUGUUGGUACUUCUCUUGUUAGGAAUUCUCUUCAAAGGUGGUGGUCUCUUCAACCAGGGAUUUGCUGGAUGGCUUUCUUCGCCAUUAACUCAGUGCAGGGGCCUUUUCUUACGAUCUUUUCGAGGUGCAUCUUCCGAGAUCGGCAAUUGGCUGUGUCAUGCCCAUGUGUUCCAUGGAAGGCACAAUACUUGUUGGUACUUCUCUUGUCAGGAACUCUCUUCAAAGGUGGUGGUCUCUUCAACCAGGGCUUAUCCUUCACUUAG
This is a messenger RNA of Prunus armeniaca (apricot), 666 nucleotides long. Lineage: Eukaryota; Viridiplantae; Streptophyta; Magnoliopsida; Rosales; Rosaceae. The record is from the annotation of a GenBank genome assembly.